AUGACAACCCCACCGAGCCAGAAAAGCACUCUGCACUACAAAUUGCUAAACGGCACAACACCUAUCUCGUUCGAUGUCUAUUUCCCUGAUCCAAUUUCGCCAAUUGUCAUUUCUACCGAUUCAGAGAGUGGACCCAUACCUAUACCCGUGGUGAUAUAUUUUCAUGGUGGAGGCCUAUGCGUUGGGAACAGGGAAAGCUGGUUUCCCACCUGGCUAUACCGACGCGUCAUCUCACUUGGAUAUGCCUUUUUAUCUGCCGACCACCGUCUGCUACCCCCAGCAACAGGCCAUGAGAUAGUUCAAGACCUCAAAGAUCUAUUUUACUUUCUUUCUACCACGGAGGUUUCGAUACAUCCGUACAAAUUCAAGCUCGACACUAACAAAAUAGCCGUCUCAGGAUCGAGUGCCGGAGGACUAUGCGCCUACUUAGCAGCCAUGCACUGCUCCCCAAAGCCCAAAGCCAUCGUCAGCAUGUAUGGCAUGGGUGGAAAUUUUCUUACGCCCCACUACUUCACGCCUAAGGAAAAACCCUUUUUCCGCGGUCGCGACCUCCUCGACCCAGCUGAUUUUUCCGACUACCUCUACCCAUUCCCAAAUGGACCUCUUCCGCCUCUAUCUGAAUCUCACCUGGCGUACCAUCCACAAACAUACCGCAUCCCUGGCUAUCCUGCCAACAAGCGCAUGCUUCUCUCACGGCUUUACCUCCAGCUUGGUGUCUACCUUGAUUACUACACAGGUAUGCACCAACCUAGCCUGAGCCUGUCGCUCCGACAACACACCGUCGAGGACACGCCAGGACGCCUUGUAGCACCCGAGCAUCACUCCCUUUUCCCUCAACUGCAGAUGACCGGUGAGAAUCCCUGGCCCCCAACGAUGUUGUUGCACGGUAAACUCGAUACCGCCGUUCCGGUGGGCGAAUCCCGGUAUCUGAAAGACCUACUGCUCUCAGCGAACGUACCGGUCGAGCUGGUAGAAUUCGACGAACAGGAGCACAACUUUGAUUACCAGCCCGACGCCGAAGAGCGGUGGGCGGAAAAAUUCGAUGGUGUGAAAUAUUUCUUGAAGAAGCAUCUAGGAUCAGAAGCUGAAGUUAUACUUGACUGA
Molecule: messenger RNA, 1104 nt
Organism: Psilocybe cubensis
Lineage: Eukaryota; Fungi; Basidiomycota; Agaricomycetes; Agaricales; Agrocybaceae
Exons: 3
Coding region: 1-1104 (367 amino acids)
Source: RefSeq, a predicted model, not a curated record